CGAGGGCCUGGACAUGGCACUGAGGGGCCGCCCCGCGGGAAGAUGAUAAGGGCUGGCUGGAGCUGGAGAGCGACCCUGGCCUCUUCACCCUCCUGGUGGAAGAUUUCGGUGUCAAAGGGGUGCAGGUGGAGGAGAUCUAUGACCUUCAGAGCAAAUGCCCGGGCCCCGUGUAUGGAUUCAUCUUCCUGUUCAAAUGGAUCGAAGAGCGCCGAUCCCGUCGCAAGGUCUCUACCUUGGUGGAUGAUACGUCUGUGAUUGAUGAUGAUAUUGUGAAUAACAUGUUCUUUGCCCACCAGCUGAUCCCCAACUCUUGUGCCACUCAUGCCCUGCUGAGCGUGCUCCUGAACUGCAGCAGUGUGGACCUGGGGCCUACCCUGAGUCGCAUGAAGGACUUCACCAAAGGCUUCAGCCCUGAGAGCAAAGGAUAUGCGAUUGGCAAUGCUCCAGAGUUGGCCAAGGCACAUAAUAGCCAUGCCAGGCCUGAGCCACGCCACCUUCCCGAGAAGCAGAAUGGCCUUAGUGCUGUGAGGACCAUGGAGGCAUUCCACUUUGUCAGCUUUGUGUCUAUCACAGGCCGGCUUUUUGAGCUGGAUGGGCUGAAGGUCUACCCCAUUGACCAUGGGCCCUGGGGGGAGGAUGAGGAGUGGACAGACAAGGCCCGGCGGGUCAUCAUGGAGCGUAUCGGCCUCGCCACUGCAGGGGAGCCCUACCGUGACAUCCGCUUCAACCUGAUGGCGGUGGUGCCCGACCACAGGAUCAAGUAUGAGGCCAGGCUGCACGUGCUGAAGGUGAACCGUCAGACAGUACUGGAGGCCCUGCAGCAGCUGAUUAGGGUAACGCAGCCAGAGCUGAUUCAGACCCACAAAUCUCAAGAGUCACAGUUGCCUGAAGAGCCCAAACCAGCCAGCAGCAAGUCCCCUCUGGCACUGGAAACAAGCAGGGCCCCAACGGCCUCUGAGGGCACCCACACAGAUGGUGUGGAGGAGGUGGCUUCUUCGUGCCCACAAGCCCCGACCCACAGCCCUCCCAGCAAACCCAAGCUGGUGGCGAAGCCUCCAGGGAGCAGCAUCAAUGGGGUCCCCCCCAUCCCCACUCCUAUUGUCCAGAGGCUGCCAGCCUUCCUGGACAAUCACAACUGUGCCAAGUCCCCCAUGCAGGAGGAGGAAGACCUGGCAGCAGGUGUGGGCCGCAGCCACGUUCCAGUCCGCCCGCCCCAGCAGUACUCAGGUGAUGAGGACGACUACGAGGAUGACGAGGAGGAUGAUGUGCAGAACACCAGCUCCGCCAUCGGGUAUAAGUGAAAGGGACCAGGAAAACCAGGGCCGUUGAGUGGCUCUGGGGACGGGCAGCUGUCGGUGCUGCAGCCCAACACCAUCAACGUCUUGGCUGAGAAGCUCAAAGAGUCCCAGAAAGACCUCUCGAUUCCUCUGUCCAUCAAGAUGAGCAGCGGGGCCGGGAGUCCAGCUGUGGCAGUGCCCACACACUCGCAGCCCUUGCCCACCCCCAGCAAUGAGAGCACGGACACAGCCUCUGAGAUCGGCAGUGCUUUCAAUUCACCACUGCGCUCGCCUAUCCGCUCGGCCAACCCCACGCGGCCCUCUAGCCCCGUCACCUCUCACAUCUCCAAGGUGCUUUUUGGAGAGGACGACAGCCUGCUGCGUGUUGGCUGCAUACGCUACAAUCGUGCCGUACGAGACCUGGGUCCUGUCAUCAGCAGAGGCCUGCUGCACCUGGCUGAGCACGGUGUGCUGAGUCCCCUGGCGCUGACAGAGAGUGGGAAGGGUUCCUCACCUUCCAUCAGACCGAGUCAAGGCAGCCAAGGGUCUGGCACCCCAGAGGAGAAGGAGGUGUUGGAGGCCGUAGAUGGCAGAGAGAAGCCUGGGCUGGUCAGGCCUAGUGAGCCCUUGAGUGGGGAGAAGUACUCACCCAAGGAGCUGCGGGCACUGCUGAAGUGUGUGGAGGCUGAGAUUGCAAACGAUGAGGCCUGCCUCAAGGAAGAGGUGGAGAAGAGGAAAAAGUUCAAGAUUGAUGACCAGAGAAGGACCCACAACGACGAUGAGUUCAUCUGCACCUUCAUCUCCAUGCUGGCUCAGGAAGGCAUGCUGGCCAACCUGGUGGAGCAGAACAUCUCGGUGCGGCGGCGCCAGGGGGUCAGCAUCGGCCGGCUCCACAAGCAGCGGAAGCCUGACCGGCGGAAACGCUCGCGGCCCUACAAGGCCAAGUGCCCGUGAGGACUGCUGGCCCUGAGCCUGCCACUCACUCUUGCCGCGUGGCCCUCACCAGGGCCCUCCCUUGCCCCACGCCCCCUCUUCCCAGUAUUACUGAAUAGUUCCAGUCAGAGAGCCCAGAUCCUGGGAAUGGGAGCCAGGCCGGGGUUCUCUGCACUGUGCCUGGGCAGGUCGGCCCCGUCGCGCUCUGGAAGCAGCAGCCAGAGGUGGGGCACAGCGAGCUGCUGCAGCUUCCUCCACAGCCGGCUGUGGAGCAGCAGGACCUGGCCUUUCUGCCUGGGCAGCAGAAUAUAUAUUUUACCUACA
Hippopotamus amphibius kiboko is the source of this 2534-nucleotide messenger RNA. RefSeq names its product ubiquitin carboxyl-terminal hydrolase BAP1-like. The record is from RefSeq and is a predicted model, not a curated record. Gene Ontology annotation, cellular component: cytoplasm. The transcript is spliced from 2 exons. Lineage: Eukaryota; Metazoa; Chordata; Mammalia; Artiodactyla; Hippopotamidae. Gene Ontology annotation, molecular function: cysteine-type deubiquitinase activity. Gene Ontology annotation, biological process: protein deubiquitination; ubiquitin-dependent protein catabolic process.